Volvox carteri f. nagariensis is the source of this 1632-nucleotide messenger RNA. RefSeq lists its product as uncharacterized. The transcript has 9 exons. Gene Ontology annotation, molecular function: metal ion binding; D-alanine-D-alanine ligase activity; ATP binding. Gene Ontology annotation, biological process: peptidoglycan biosynthetic process. The coding region runs from base 1 to 1632 and encodes 543 amino acids. Lineage: Eukaryota; Viridiplantae; Chlorophyta; Chlorophyceae; Chlamydomonadales; Volvocaceae. The record is from RefSeq and is a predicted model, not a curated record.
AUGCAAACCGAGAUGCCCAAUGUAACGUCGGCGGAUGCGGCUCCAAUGAGCGGAGCUAUUAUCGGACUUCCAGGUAGAAAACUUCGAAUCUGCGUGCUUCAUCCCAGCGCGGAGGGCACUUCUGGCCCUUUCACGGAGGAUGUGGACGGGACUUGCAAGCCGGAGCUGUUCGACGUGGAGGGCAGAUACGACUGGACGAACAUCUUUCUGAAAAAGGCCAGCAGCUCAGCCGACCUUGUCAAACUGGUCAACAGCGGCCUAUACGAUGUGUAUUUGAAUCUCUGCGACGGUGCCUGGGACGAGGACCGCGCCGGCAAGGACGUGGUGGAGGCCCUGGAAAGGCUCAAUGUGCCGUACACUGGAGCCGACGCAGCGUUCUACGAGCCGUCCAAAAUCGACAUGAAGAAAGCCGCAUACUUCUACGGCAUAGGGGUCCCCGCUUGGGUGCACGUCCAGGGCGGCCCCGGGCAGGAGGAGGCUGGUGUGGCCGAGGUGUUGGGGCCUCCGGAGCGCGGUGGACUGCGCUUCCCCCUCAUCGUAAAGCACCCUAGCGGGUACGGCAGUGUCGGUAUGAGUAAGAAGUCAAAGGUCACCAACGCGCAGGAGCUGCGGCACCAGGUGUCGUACUUCGUACGGGAGUUCGGCGGUGCUCUAGUGGAGGAGUUCAUUGUCGGUCGGGAGUUCACCGUGCUGGUGGUGGAGGAGCCAACCAAGGAGGCGGUUGCUGGUGCCGAGGCUGACGACUACGAGCCGCAGCUCUCCGACCUCAUCCCCGUGGCCUACACACCCGUGGAGUGUGUUUUCGGCCCAGGGGAGGACUUCAAACAUUUCGAUCUGAAGUUUCUAGAAGCGGAUACCCUGGAGUGGCUGCCCUGCAGGGAGCCCCAGCUGGCGGAGAGACUCAAGGCUGCUGCUCGUGACUUCUUCUUGGCGACCCGGGGGGUCAGCUAUGGCAGGUGUGACUUCAGGGUGGAGGACGGCACUGGCGACAUCUAUCUGCUGGAGAUCAACCCCAACUGCGGCGUGCUGCUACCUCCGGAAUAUGCCGGCUCCGCGGAUUACAUCCUCGCACUGGACCCUGACCACAGCCACCGCCACUUCCUCGCCUCCAUCCUUGCCUCCGCAGUGCAUCGACACCGCUGCAAACAGCCCGCAGUCGCGCCGGCCUUCAUCAGCACUGGACAAGUACUUCCGUCACCGCCGCCGCCGCCCGUUGACCUUGACUCCAACGGCGCAGAGACCGUCGCCGCUGCGCCGCCCAGCAGCCGGGUUGGCGGCAUCAACGUACGGCGUCUUGGCAUGGUAGCCGUAAGGGCCAUUCGUGCUGGUCGGCGUGUACAGCGCAACGAGAACUCCCUGGUCACCCUCGGCAGUCGCGACUGGGUGGAGCGGACCUGGCCUGAGGGCAGCUGGGAGCGGAGGAGGGUCAACGAGGCAGCCUAUCCGCUGAACGACCGGGUCUGUGUGUCUGUGUGCGUCCUGGUGCUGCCUCCCGCUGACUUGACCCGCUGGAUGCCCCUGAGCCACUCCUGCGAACCGAACACCCACAUUGAGGGCCUGGACCUGGUGGCGCGGAGGGACAUCGCACUGGGUGAGGGAGAGAGGAGAGGAACACAGAAGAGGACACCCUAG